This is a messenger RNA of Trichechus manatus latirostris (Florida manatee), 1112 nucleotides long. RefSeq names its product olfactory receptor 13A1. Gene Ontology annotation, biological process: G protein-coupled receptor signaling pathway. Gene Ontology annotation, molecular function: odorant binding; G protein-coupled receptor activity; olfactory receptor activity. The coding region runs from base 1 to 987 and encodes 328 amino acids. Gene Ontology annotation, cellular component: membrane. NCBI's taxonomy places the organism in Eukaryota, Metazoa, Chordata, Mammalia, Sirenia, Trichechidae. The transcript has a single exon. The record is from RefSeq and is a predicted model, not a curated record.
AUGAAUCUGUGGGUAGAGAUUCUCCAGAUAGUCCCCAAAACACCUCUCAGCUUGAGGACCAUGAGUAACCAGACACAGGUAACAGAGUUUAUUCUGCAGAGCUUCUCAGAGCACCCAGAAUACCGGGUGCUCUUAUUUGGCUGUUUCCUCUCCCUUUACUCUGUGGCCCUUACAGGUAAUGUCCUCAUCAUCUUGGCCAUCACCUUCAACCUGGGGCUCCACACCCCCAUGUAUUUUUUCCUGUUAAACUUGGCUACUAUGGACAUUAUCUGCACCUCCACCAUUAUGCCCAAAGCACUGGAGGGUCUGGAGUCUGAAGAGAGCUCAAUCUCCUAUGGAGGCUGCAUGACCCAGCUCUAUUUCCUCACAUGGUCUGCAUCCUCUGAGCUCCUCCUCCUCACGAUCAUGGCCUAUGACCGGUAUGCAGCCAUCUGCCACCCCUUGCACUACAGCACCAUGAUGAGCAAGGCAUUCUGCAGCAUCCUGGCUGCGGGUGUGUGGGGUCUCUGUGCCUUCAACACAGCCAUCCACACUGCGCUGAUGCUGCACUUGAAUUUCUGUGGCCCCAAUGUGAUUACUCAUUUCUUCUGUGAGAUUCCUCCUCUGCUACUUCUCUCCUGUAGCUCCACCUAUGUAAAUAGUGUCAUGAUUGUCCUGGCUGAUGCCUUUUAUGGCAUCUUGAACUUCCUGAUGACCAUUGUGUCAUAUGGCUUGAUCAUCUCCAGCAUUCUAAAGAUGAGGAGCAAGGAAGGGAAGAAAAAAGCUUUCUCCACCUGCUCUUCCCAUCUCAUUGUGGUGUGCAUGUACUACACUGAUGUCUUCUAUGCCUACAUAAGCCCAGUCUCCAGCUACAGUGCAAAGAAGAGUAAGUUGGCUGGCGUGCUCUACACUAUGCUGAGCCCUACCCUCAACCCCCUCAUCUACACUUUGAGAAACAAGGAGGUCAAAGCAGCCCUCAGGAAGAUUUUCCCCUUCUGCAGAAACUAGUUUGUGCCUUCCGAAGCUCUUCUCCUCAGAGACUGCAGGUGUAGUUGGGAUUGGCUCUUCUGUUAAGGGUCAGAUGAGUGAGUUUUUGGACUGGAAGGUAAGUAAACCUGGCUUUUCCAUCCUAG